Molecule: messenger RNA, 972 nt
Organism: Soboliphyme baturini
Lineage: Eukaryota; Metazoa; Nematoda; Enoplea; Dioctophymatida; Soboliphymatidae
Source: the annotation of a GenBank genome assembly
AUGGCACGUGCACAGGCUGGUGUUCGAGUUCCCGCAGAACCGGCUCACAAAAUCAUUGAAUGCAAGCUGCCAAAGAAACAGGUGAUAAUCAACCGGCUAAAUAAUAACAGAAUUCUGAACCUCUGCUGGUGGAAGCUAUUCUACUCAGGUGUGGAUAUCACGGCGCGAGCUCAGCCGGGUGUUGGUGUUCUGUUAGAACGCAACCAGGCUGAGAGAAUCAUUGAAUGGAAGCCUGUCAGCAGAAAAGUGGCAAUUCUCCAACUGCAGCAACAACAGGCUAAAGCUUUGACCUUGUUACAGGUCUAUGUGCCCAAUUUGGAGGAACAAUACAAGUCCUUCCUUGAGGAAACGGAGUAUGCGCUGAAAAGUGAAACAGGUGUGAUUGGAAAAAACGGCCCUAGCGACCUCAACAAUAACGGCAUUAAGUCGUUGCGGUUUUGUGCAAGCAAUGGAUUGCACAUGAUGAGCAUCUUCGAGCAUCGAAAAGAACAUCAGUACGCUUGGUACUGGGAAGCUUGUGCACAGAAGUCGAUGAUCGAUUUGAUAAUCGUGUCAUCUGACCUAAGACGCUCAGUAGUGGAUGAUCGCCUUAAGAGAGGCGCAGAGCCAUCAGCCGAUCAUCAUCUUGUUGUUGCUGUAAGAAAUGGAGUACCAUACGAAGAUCCGGUGGCACAAGCAACCGGAGAAUCAAAUGGGAAACUCUUCGGCGGAUUCGAAAAUAAAACUGGAAAAAACAUCUCGUGGCGGUUUGAAUUGAUCCCAGGGGAACGCUCAUUUCUAAUGUUAUAUUUAAAAUGGUUCGGCCUGCCUCCCGGAGGUCAGAAACGUACUCCUGGUGGACACCUGAAAUUCAACUGGCUGUCAGCGCGAAAAUGGCUGCCUUCCAGAGGUAGGUUGGCAGCAAAGUGCCUUCAACUCGAAUGUGAGGCACCACCGAAAGCAGUGACCAAAGCGAAGUCUGAUCCUUAUUAG